UUGAGCUUGUUCGUUGUAGUAACUGUUCCUCUGAACUCACCGUGCGCAAACCAAGCGGCUUGUCAGCUGUGGCGAUCCUCAAAGACAACGAAUGUACCAUACGACAACUGACACAGUGCUGCUCGGUAAAGAAUAGGAAGGGGCAGUAAAGUAAACGCACGUUUUUACAAUAAUUUGUCAAACAACUUGCAUUUGGAUUAGCUGGAGAUAACGGUCGUCCAUUUGGACGGAGAACAGACACUUUUCUCUCGUUAAUAACGCCGGGGAGCUCAAAUCGAGACUCCGUGACAUCGUAUCGCUUUACUUUUUAAAGGUAAGAAUACAGUUUGAUUUGAGUGCCUUUUAAACAAAAAUGUACUUAAAGUUGUUUUUAGUGCCUAAUAAACAUUACAACCUAGAGGAGAAACAAAUGCGACAAUUCAGACUACGUUGAAUGAAACAAAUUACGGGCUAGAGUUUAAAAUGGUACCUCAUUCCAUAGAUUUUUAAGAUGGGAAGGUGCAAUAAUGUAUUGCGUUGUUGCAAUACUUUAAAAGUUCCUAUGUUGUCAAAAAACAAGUCCAAGUAAAAUGUAAUAUCACUCAAUACAUCUUUAUUUAUCCAUGAGCAUUUUGUUAAAUGUUUUUAACACUAACCCCUGCACCGAAGGAAGGCAUCCUUGAAAUAAAAAAUGGUUUUGUGUAUGGGUGUAUUAUAUUGAAUUGCUCAGUGGAGACAGUUGUCUGGUGUGAUUAUUCCACUUGGGGUCGUUGUUCAAAUUGUCUAGGCAUAGACCAUCAAAACAAAUGUUUUGUUUGUGUAUUGUCUGACUAUCAUUUGGCAAUUAUCAGACAAACUAUUGAUGUACCACCACCACUUUUUGGCGUUAUGCAAGUAAAGCUGCCAGCAUGCCAUUCUCCUUCUCCCACAUGUAGGGAUUGAUGAGCUGAGGAUCCAGCUGACACGGUUGGGCUCCACUCUCACCUGAUAUAGAUACUGUAACUGGAUGUGUUGUGUGGUUUUUCCAAUACCAUUUUCAGCUGCUGUCAUAAUCUUUUGGAUACAGACGGACACAUCCUCUUCCUAACUGUCUAAAGCUGUUGUUCCCCCUUUUGAAAUUAGCUUACAACUUGCCAUUGGCAAAAUCAGUUGAAUUUGUACAUAUCUGUAUGUUUGCCUAGGUGUGAUUCUGGAAAAGUUUGGUAUUAUCUUUUAACAGGGGUUACAAUUAUAGCUUAACAGUGGAAGUGUGUAUUUUUUAAAUAGCCACUCCCUUUCUUUUUCUUUCUACUGCAGGAAAUUAUUGUGUAAUAUUCAAACUUUAUUCAUACAAUGGCCAACGUUCAUAAAGGAUCACAUGCUAUGUUUUCAGCUGUGAUCAGGCUAGGAGAGGCUUUGUUUAAAAUCCCCCCAAAUCCUGUUUUGCACCUAAUACACCCUAUUGAGAUGGUGCUUUCAUUCUUCCCCCCCCCCCCAGUCGGUUUUCACUUUCCUACCUUGUGUAGGUAAUCCAGAAGUGCAAUAAACAAAACCAGAUUUAUAUAUAUUUUUGUAUACCAAAGGACAACCUUUUUCUAGGUGUAUUGGCUGAUCAGAUGUAAUUUGAUUAUGUUGGAUUAGGGUUUUGAUUAUCCAGCAUCUUACCCUAGCCCAGUAACAUCAUUACAGGAAGACUUUGUAGUAAAAUGGCCAUGGGCAUGACCUUCGAGCGCUUACUCUUUCACUUGUUUUGCUGUUCAAAACCCAGACGGACAUUCUUGAAUAGCAGGCCAUCUGCUAGUCCAAGUGCUUUUUCCAUGAGCACAAUAUCACAUUACCCUCAGAUCACUUUGCAAUAGAGUGGGGGAUAUGAUUUGUUGGCAAGGGGGAAUACAGUCUCAUUCCCAGUAGUAUGUCUUCAACACAAUGUCUGGUAAAAGGCUUUUACAUUUGUGUGGGUGGCUACCACCAACACCAUCUUUGCUUCCGCUAAAAACCCUGCCAUGUGAUUGGUUGAGACUUGUGGGCUCACUUUCCUUGGCUGGCAAAGACACCACCGGGGAUAGCUCUCAGAUUUGGAUUGCUGUGUGCUUUCGCUCAUGUCUUAAAAAUGUCUGACUAUUUGGCCCAGAGGCCAAUUUCAAGUUUUCAGGUAACAGGAAUGAACAUGCCGGCCUCCAGUCACCACUAGCCAGCCUCCUUCCGGUACCCUGCCCUGCACCUUAGAGACUGCUGCCCUAUGUGUAGUGAACAAUAAUGGGUUAUGUUUGCGGAUGAUCAAGAGGAGACUGGCGUCUUGAGCUUAUCGUCGGACACAUGAAUAUUUGCCAUGCCACUUGGGAUGGCUCUGAUCUCAGCCCUGCUCAUCCUCCUACUGAUCACCACCUCAUACUCCCUCGCUGUCCGCACUUAUCCACGCUUCUCCAGAAAUGACACUUUUUUUGAGCACCUGGUCCUGCACCCGGACCCCUCUGUGGGCACGGUUUAUGUGGGGGCCAGGGACCACCUAUUCCAACUGGAUGGGCUAGACGGCCUGCGUCUGGAGCAUGAGGAGAGGACCGGCCCUGUGACUGAUAGUAAGGAGUGUCUUCCCCCUGUCACCGAGGCCAACUGCCCCCAGGCCCGGCACACCUCCAACCACAACAAGCUGCUCCUAGUGGACCCCUCAGCCAUGGAGCUCAUCACCUGUGGUAACGUCCACCAGGGCACCUGCCAGAAGCGCAGCUUGACUUCUGUGAAGGAGGUCCUGUUCUCCACAGAGAGGCCGGUGGAUACCCAGUACGUGGCGGCCAACGACCCGGAGGUGUCCACAGUGGGGCUGGUGGUGGGGCCCCGAGGCGGGGAGCGGGCCGUGCUCUACGUGGGGCGUGGUUACACAAGCAGCCAUCCGCCUAUCUCCACACGCCAUCUGGCCCACGAGCCUGUGUUCUCUUACGAGGAGACGGCCAAGCUGGCCGUGGCGGGAAGGCUCUCGGAGUACGACCACCAUUUUGUAGCCGCUUUCGCUCGCCGUGGGCAUGUGUACUUCUUAUUCUAUCGCCGUGACAUUAAGGCUGUGUCGCGGGAAUACCGUACGUAUGCCGCCCGCGUGUGUCUGGAUGACACCUCCUACUAUUCCUAUGUAGAGGUACCCCUGGUGUGUCACUCCUCCUCUACCUCCUCCCCAGAGAGGAACUACAACCUCCUCCAGGCAGCCCAGGUGGGUCAGGGGGGUGGCAGAGAGGGGGACACCCUGCUGGGGGUGUUCUCCACCCGGGUCAGCUCUUCCAACGGGCCCUCCGAGGACUCCGCUCUGUGUGUGUUCCCCCUGGACGAGCUGGACAGACUCAUCGACUCCACACGAGACCUGUGCUACACACUGGAUGGCCAUGUGAAGGGAGUAGGCGAGGUGGCCUACAUAGAGUAUGAGGUCAAGUCCAGCUGUGCCAACUUACCUACGAACACCCUAAAGGCUUAUCCCUGUGGCUCUGACCACACCCCCAGUCCAAUGGCCAGCAGGGUACCCAUGGAAGCUGAGGCAGUAUUGGACAGCCCGUCUGCCCGUCUCACUGCUGUGGCUGUCGGUAUGAGGGCUGGGCACACCAUUGCCUUUUUAGGAGACUCUAAAGGGAAUUUGCACAAGGUGUUCCUAGGCUCUGGAGGCAGGGUGGAGAUGUACUCCUCCAUGCUCAUCCAGCCCAACUCGCCCGUCCGCAGUGACCUCCUGCUGGACCAGACGGAGACGCACAUCUACGUCAUGACCGGCGCAAUGGUGGAGAAGCGACCGGUGGCAGAGUGUGGAGAUCACCUGGACUGUCAGUCCUGUCUUUCAGCCCGAGACCCUUACUGUGGCUGGUGUGUUCUGGAGGGCAGGUGUGGCCAGCGUUCACAGUGCGGUCGGGGGGCUCUGCAGGGCCAGUGGCUGUGGAGCUUUGACCACCAGCAGCAGCAGUGUCUCGGUAUCCAAUCCCUGAGCCUGUAUAACAUCAGCCGUGGAGAGGAGACAGACAUUGCUGUGUCAGUGAAGGGGUUGCCCAGUCUAGUGCAGGGCGAAGCAUACAGCUGUUUCUACCAGGAUGUGGAACGUCUGGCCACCGUCACAGACACUGGUGUGACCUGCUCUACUCCCGACGCCAGCAGGUUGCCUCCCAUUGGCCAGGGAGAAGACUCAGUCACCAUCCCCCUGUCCCUUCGCUUCCUCAAUGUGACUGUGGCUGCUCGGGAGUUCACCUUCUUUGACUGUGGUGUGGUCCAACAGCUCUCUGGACUCAUGCCGUGCAGAGGGUGUGUGAGCAGUCGCUGGGGCUGUAACUGGUGUAUUCACCAGCACAUGUGCACCAAUAAAAUCUGUGAUGAGGGAGUCACAAUUUACAACAAACACUUCAAACCAACAUUCACUCCCCCACCAACCAAACAAUCUGACACUCUAACUCCAACUCUCCUGGCUGCCCCAACACUCCCACCCACAGGGACAUCUAUUAGGACCACUCCCCCAGUCCCGGCCAGCACACCUGUGCCCCCAUCCACCAUACACACCACCCCCGAGUCAACCGCAGUCCCCACCACCCACUCACCAACAAUUGCCACCACCACAUCCUCAACCACACUGGCCACACAGGCUACCACUGCAACACUAGAGGUGACAACCAGUCUGCAGGCAGGGACAAAGACCACCGCUGGAGAUACCUCAGUGGAUGGAGAUGGGAGCCUCCCCAGGACUACUGCUGGAACAGGGGAGACGGAGCAGACAACAGUCACUAGGGUUGAGCUGCUAGACUGGCCCGAGUCUCCAGAAACUGUGGCUCCUAGUAGUACAAAUGGACUCACCGACACUGACCACACUGUGCCGGAGCCCUCUGACACCACCUCAACCACUGCUAGUGGUGUCCCCCUGUUAAUGGACCUGCCCACUGGCUCUGACGGGGAUGAAGUCCCCCUGUUAAUGGACCUGCCCACUGGCUCUGACGGGGAUGAAGUCCGCCUGGCCCCCUCUGAAGGUACAGACUCACCUCCCUGGACAAAGGAAUGGGAGAAGGGAGAGGGAGAGACAGAGAUGGACCCUCCAACAUCCUCUGCCACAGUGCCCUCUGGAGAUGAUGACCCAAACCAGCCCUCUCAAUCCUUUACCCUCACACCUGACCCUGACUCUUCAGCAGACUACCAGUCUGACUCCUCUGAAAUUGAUCUGCCGGACUGCCCGUGUGUGGAGAAGGUCCAGGGCUCCUCUCUCGUUCCUGUUAAUGUGGAGCGGAAGAUCACUCUGGUGGGACGCCACCUUCACCUCUUCCAGGAUGAGGAUCUGGACUAUGAGUGCGUGCUGACCAUCGAAGGGCGGUCAGUGGUGGUGGACGCGUACGUGGAGACAGACGACACCCAGCCCUCUCUCUACUUCAUCACCUGCCAGCUACACCAGUACGCCUAUACUGCCUUUGUGGAGGAGUACAAUGCCGUGAUCAAUGUGAGGAGGAGAAACACCUUUCAGAUUGAUAGUGCGGACGACCUUCAUGUGACGUUGUUUAACUGCUCUGUGGGCCGGUCAGACUGCAGCCGGUGUCGUACGGCUGAUCAGAAGUACGGAUGUGCGUGGUGCGGGGGAGCUCGCUCCAAAUGCAGUUACCGGGACUCCUGCGCUGGCGAGAUCAAGCAGUCCUGCCCAGCACCCGUCAUCCACUUAAUGGAGCCCAUCUCUGGACCAGUAGAAGGUGGUACUGUGGUGACCAUCUCAGGCUCCAAUCUUGGACAGAAAGCUGAAGACAUCCAGAACUCUGUCACUAUAGCUGGUGUCCCCUGCACAGUCAUCAACAGCAGAUAUGAGAUCUCCUCAAGGAUUGUGUGUGAGACCACAGCCAGUGGGGGACAGAAGAGUGGUCAGGCCUCAGUCGAGGUGAGAGGAGGAGGGCUUGGACUCUCCAGUCAAAGGUUCAGCUUCCAGGACCCGGCUCUGAUUGGGAUAGCCCCUCAGAAGGGGCCCAAGGCUGGGGGCUCAGCAUUAACCAUAAUGGGCCAGAGCCUGAAGACUGGACACCCCAGUGAGGUCAGCGUGCUUAUUGGAGGAGUCUCAUGCCUCAUCUCUGAGGUCGUGGAUGACCAGAUUACAUGUAUGACAGGGGGCAGCAACAGAACUGGAGAGCAUGGAAUCACAGUCUGGUUUGGUAGAGCAGAACGCCAUCUACAGGGAGCCAUCUAUCAUUACACCUCAGACCCUAACAUAACCAUGGCUGCACCCUCAAAAAGCUUCCUCAGUGGUGGAAGAAUGAUCCGUGUGUCUGGGCAAAACCUAGAUGUAGUGCAGGUGCCCCGAAUCCGGGUGACCCUUAGUCCUCUGGAGUCCCUUUCUCCGAGGAAGAAGAGGAGGACGAGGAGGAGCAGCAGAGAUGGAGAGAGUAGAGUGAGACGCACAGAAAUCCCACUCAAGAGGCAAAGACGGAUAGUUCCUGAGCCAGACUGUCUUGAAGAGUGUGUGUUUGAGGCGAGUUGCGCCGUGAGCAGCUCCUCUCUGAUGCUGUGCCCUACGCCUGCCGUGGGGACAGAGGCCCACCAUGCUCGGGUCAAGGUGGACUUCCUACUGGAUAACCUGCACUUUGACUUCAACUCUGUGGGCAGUGGGGCUUUCAGCUACGAGCUCAACCCCAGGCUGUACCCACUGAACCAGAAUGACCCCAGCAAACCCUACCACCACAAACCUGGCAGCAUCAUCUCUGUGGAGGGGGAGAACCUGGACCUGGCCAUCUUUAAGGAGGAGGUGGUGGCUCUGAUUGGGGAAGGGGUAUGCUCUGUGAAAACCUUGACCCAUAACCACCUCUACUGUGAGCCUCCAUCCCAGCAGCCCUCUGUGAUGGCCAGCAAGAAGCAGGAGGGCAUGGAUUCUCUCCCCGAGUUCACUGUCCAGAUGGGGAACCUGAACUUCUCCCUGGGCAGAGUGCAGUAUGACACCCAAGGCCAGUCCACCUUCCCCCUGGAGGCCCAGGUGGGCGUAGGGGUGGGGGCUUCCAUCGUAGCCCUCAUCGUUGUCAUCAUAGUGCUCAUAUAUAGGAGGAAAAGCAAACAGGCCGUGAGGGACUACAAGAAGGUCCAGAUUCAGCUGGAGAAUCUGGAGACCAGUGUGAGGGACCGCUGCAAGAAAGAGUUCACAGACCUGAUGACUGAGAUGAUGGACUGUUCAAGUGACCUGGUGGGUUCUGGUAUUCCCUUCCUGGACUACAAGGCGUAUGCAGAGCGCAUUUUCUUCCCUGGCCACCGGGAGUCGCCACUGAGGCGAGAUUUGGAUGUGCCGGAGUGCCGUAGACAGACGGUGGAGCAGGGACUAGUUCAACUGUCCAACCUCCUCAACAGCAAACUAUUCCUCACCAAGUUCAUCCACACCCUGGAGGUGCAGCGGACCUUCUCCCCUCGGGACCGGGCCUACGUGGCCUCCCUGCUCACCGUGGCCCUGCAUGGGAAGCUGGAGUACUUCACUGACAUCCUCAAGACUCUGCUAAACGACCUGGUGGUGCAGUACGUGGCCAAGAACCCCAAACUCAUGCUCCGAAGAACUGAAUCGGUGGUCGAGAAGCUCCUGACCAACUGGAUGUCCAUCUGUCUGUUCACCUUCCUGAGGGACACCGCAGGGGAGUCCUUCUACAUGCUGUUUAGAGCCAUUAAACACCAGGUGGACAAAGGACCGGUGGACGCCGUGACAGGAAAGGCCAAGUACACACUCAACGACAACAGGCUGCUCCGCGAGGACAUAGAGUACAACACCUUGACGCUGAACGUCCUCAUGCCAGCGACAGGCAACGGUGGCGUGCCCCAGACCGCUCCUGCCAAGGUGCUGGACUGUGACACCAUAACCCAGGUGAAGGAGAAGGUCCUGGAGCAGGCAUGGAAGGGCAUGUCCUUCUCCCAGAGGCCCCACACAGACUCUCUCCACCUGGAGUGGCGUGCGGGCAUGGCAGGUCACCUGAUCCUGUCAGAUGAGGACUUGACGUCGGUGGUGCAGGGCUCCUGGAAACGCCUCAACACCCUGCAGCACUACAAGGUUCCGGAUGGAGCCACUGUUGCAAUGGUACCCCGGAACUCCAAACACAUCCACAAUGACAACCAUGACUACUUUCCUGGAGAGAAGACGCCCAUGUUGGACGAUGGGGACGAGGGAGGUGUGAAGCUCUGGCACCUGGUGAAAGCCAAUGAGGAGCCAGACCUGCCCAAACACAGGCGUGGCAGUCUGAGAGAGAGGGAGAGAGAGAGGGCCAAGGCCAUCCCCGAGAUCUACCUCACACGCCUACUCUCCAUGAAGGGCACACUGCAGAAGUUUGUGGAUGACUUGUUCACAGUGAUCCUGAGCACUAACCAGCCAGUUCCCAUGGCUGUCAAGUACUUCUUUGACCUGCUGGAUGAGCAGGCUCUGCAGCACAACAUUACAGACCCUGAGACCAUCCACAUCUGGAAGACUAACAGUUUACCCCUGAGGUUCUGGAUCAACAUCUUGAAGAACCCCCAGUUCAUCUUUGAUGUUCAGGCAUCAGACCAUGUGGAUGCUGUGCUGUCUGUCAUAGCCCAGACCUUCAUGGACUCAUGUACCAUCGCAGAGCACAAGCUGGGCAGGGACUCUCCUAUCAACAAGUUGCUGUAUGCCAGAGAUAUCCCACGGUACAAGCAGAUGGUAGAGAGAUACUAUGCUGACAUCAGGCAGACAAUUUCUGCCAGUGACCAGGAAAUGAAUUCUGCUCUUGCAGAACUGUCUCGAAAUUAUGCUGGUGAGGUGAACUACCUUGUAGCCCUGCAUGAGCUGUACAAGUACAUCAACAAGUACUAUGAUCAGAUCAUCACUGCUCUAGAGGAGGACCCUACAGCUCAGAAGAUGCAGCUGGGCUACAGGCUCCAGCAGAUUGCGGCUGCCGUGGAAAAUAAAGUCACUGACCUAUGAUAACAGAGUGGCCCUGAGACGGGACAGGCCGAGACCCUGAGGAAAAGACACCUGCUGAGAGGAGUAGUCCGAAAGGAAAAGAAUGUGUGGAAAGGAAAAAGACCUUGUGCAUACAGGGUGUAAUUUCCCUCUCUUUUUGGCAGACUGAAGGAAGUAAAGAAGGUUGAGGGGCACUCAGUGGUGCCCUUUCUCUUUUUGCCAUAUCUGUGUAGAGUUACUGUGCGUAGAUUCUCCUGACAAGCUGCACAGGAGAUUUCCAUAGCAACCUGACUACAUUUACCCACUGCUACUCAGUGUGUACAUACAUAGACAUUAUCCUGAGUAAAUGAGCAAAGCCCUGUUGAACUCUCUGGACUGCUGCAGAGUUUCUGCAACACAAACAACGUCUUACUGGGAUGAAAUGGAUGGAUAAAGCUUACAGCACUAAAAUUAAUUGAAUAGCACUUAUUGCAUUGAUGCUAUUGUCAUUGACUUGCUAGUCCCUUCUGUUUCCCUGAAUCACAUUUACAUUUACAUUUAAGUCAUUUAGCAGACGCUCUUAUCCAGAGCGACUUACAAAUUGGAUCACAUUUUCAAAGUCUUACUUUUCUGGUAUAACUAUCCUUUGCAGACAAUGUGUGCGGUAGUAUUGUCUUCACUCAUCCUUUUCACUCCCCAUUAAUGUUUUUGACGAUCUACAAAGUUUUUCUGCGUCAUGUAGUUGGACACUAAAGAACAGACUGCUUUCAAUACAUUGUGAAAAUGUUAGGUACUCCAUGUGCUGACUUUUAUGGUCACCCAGCUUUGACAUUCUCUAUGAUUUGAAUGUUCCUUUCCAAAAUCGUGUAUGAUGUACAAGUAAUUUUUGUGCAUUUCUGAUGGUAAUUCUACGGUUCCCUAUAAUUGCAGUAGCCAAGCUGUUAUUUUCUGACCUAAUGCUGGGAUAAUGAUAGACAUCUCUAGCUUAAACCUCCAGAGAAAUCUCAGCUAGUUAAUGUUCAAUCUGCAGAAUGUUCCUUCUCUUAGCAGUGUGCGAGACUUCACUACACAUUAUCGUUCAAUGGCAGACUAGAAGGUGCUCUCAAAAAGGUGUAUUUUGUGAGCAGCCGGAGCUAGUAACCAAACACAACAAUUCACAGAACCGAAUGUGAUCGAACAGUUUGUUUUAGAAAAUGGCUGGUUAUGUGACCAAUAUGACAUUUUCUGUCAACACUGUGGGAUGCAAUGACUAACAAGCAACACCUGUUUGCAGGUUUUUCCGACACGGAUUAUUUGAACAAAUCACGAUUUAGCAGGGUGUGUGUCUUUGGAAUUUCAGAAGGGUGGGGAGAUGACAUUUGUCCCUCUGACUUAAAAGAAACUUGCAGAGAAAGGGGGGUGGAGCUAACGUUCUGCUUCCGCUCCUCAUUCUAGUAUCUUUUCUCAUACAUAUCCCCCCCAGAACUUGAAAGAGUAUCUGACGCAAUUACGUAAGAUUUUAGUUCUGGGUAUCCGAGAUUAGUAUAGCUGUAAAGGUUGAGCGAAAGGAGUUUGAGAUAAACAAUAUUAUAUUGCCAAUCUCAUAAAACUUGCAGCAUGACAUGUUUUUAGUCUCAACAAUGAAUCCUUUAGCCCAAGGCCUCAUCACUGACCUUUUUUAUGACUGAAAUUAAACGGUAGCCCUAUUGUUUGAUUUUCACUAAUACAACAUUUUAACCCUCAAGCUACUGACUGGAGUCAUUUUGACCCCAUAGGUAUAUUUAUCAUAGCCCAAAGGUUGUUUAUUAAAAUCUUCAAAUUUCUAAUGACUUGUUCUUAACAAAUCUAAAUCCAUGGUUUUUGUGUUUCUGUAUCAAUAUGGGAGUCAUUCCACCAAUUCGAUGUGUCAUUUGGUUGGAUUUUUUGUUUUCACCUCAUUUUAACAUUCUGUCAUAAAAAGCACAUGUUCAACUUAAUAAAAAACGUGUUUUCGCAUCUCAAUAGGUUAAAUCAAAAAUUACUAUAGUAAGUGCCUAUUAAGUGCCAAAUAAAGUGACCUGGUAGACGAUUUAACCUUAAAUCAGCCAUAACUCUCCUUGUGACCGGGGGAAUGGAAGCUUGUUGUGUGCAACAGGGAGGGGCAAUUUGAGUGCAAGCUUCAACAUUUUUUUAAAAUAUUAAAACAUUUCUAGCCUGUUUAUCUAUGGGUAACAGGGUUCACAUGUUAUGCUCGACCCAUUCCGUUUCCCACCAGAAAAUGGCCAAAAAGAGUAGAACCAUCUCACCUGUUUUUACACAAAUUUCAUUAUCAGAUGUUCAAUGUUUCUUUUGAAACAUUGAGUUCACAUAACAGCGUCCACCUUAAAAUUAGGGAUUUAAAAAAAAAUUUUUUUUUAUUCAUCACUAAAUAAAUAAUUUAAAUAAAUACUUUUCAGAAAUUACUUUGUCAAAGUAACAAAAUAACCAGGGCUACACAAUCAUGUGAUAACUUUUAUAGAAGUCACAGAUGAUGCACAGAGGGACAUGUCAAAAUGCUGAAUUUUGGCACAUUAGCAAGUCUUUAUAUAAAAAAUAUGCUUUAUUGAAUUGUGCAUGUGAUCUAUAUUAAAAGGGCACUUCAUUGAAUAUAACAGGCUUUUAAAAUUCAUUUUUGGCGCAAAAAUUCGACUUAAAAUGUCAAAAGGUACUAAUUUUGUGGAACAACCCAUGGACUAUUCAGAAAUUCAAUUCCUUUUGGGAUCGUUUUGACCCUAGCCAAAAACACUUCAUUUUGUCUAUAGUAAUUUGAUUUAAAAAAUGACUUUUUAUUUGAAUCUAGGUUUCUCUAGAGACAAAUACAAGUUAUCCAUAGGGUGGAGGGGGACCUGUGUCAGUGAUUUUGAUCCAAUACAGAUCAUCUGCAGAGAUACAGCUCCCCAUGUAACUUACUUGCCUAACAUUGUACUUUUCUUUACCGCGUAUCGUAUGACUGUACUACAAAACCAAAAUUACUUUUAUUUUUGUGCAUAUAAAAAUCUGACGACGGUGUACAAAGUAUGCCACUGGUAUAAAUACUUGAUAGAACUGCAAUAGAGAACUCCGAUACACUCCAUCUACAUAGAGAGCUGUAUUGGUAUGUAUUCUCUGAAAAGUUGUUAUUCUAGGGCAAAUCCCCCAAAAAGUAUUUAUUUGAAUCCAGGUUUCUCUGGAGACAUAAUAUUAAGUUAUAUGUAUCAUCAGAGGGUGGAGGGGGACCUGUACGAGUGAUUUUAACCAAAUAGACCGAUCACCUGCAGAGAUGGAGCAGCUUAUGGACUCGCCUAUGGUUAUAAAUCAAAUCAAUCACAUGUUUUGUAGGCAACAGGUGUGGACUAAAAGUGAAAUGCUCACUUACGGGUCCUUUUCCAACAAUGCAGUUAAAGAUUUUUUUUUAAAUAGACACGAGGAAUAAAUACACAGUGAAUAACUAAGUAAAAAUAAAGAGUAGUGGUAGCUGCAGUGUGUGUGUGUGGGGGGGGGGG
Molecule: messenger RNA, 12279 nt
Organism: Salvelinus fontinalis (brook trout)
Lineage: Eukaryota; Metazoa; Chordata; Actinopteri; Salmoniformes; Salmonidae
Product: plexin-B1-like
Exons: 38
Coding region: 2288-8842 (2184 amino acids)
Biological process (GO): regulation of cell shape; positive regulation of axonogenesis; axon extension
Cellular component (GO): semaphorin receptor complex
Molecular function (GO): protein binding; semaphorin receptor activity
Source: RefSeq, a predicted model, not a curated record